Notodromas monacha is the source of this 1125-nucleotide messenger RNA. Lineage: Eukaryota; Metazoa; Arthropoda; Ostracoda; Podocopida; Cyprididae. The record is from the annotation of a GenBank genome assembly.
AUGGCAAACACACACGUUUUUCCUGGAGGAGUAAUAUCCGAUGAAGAUUUCCGUCAUGAUCAUGUUCAAACUCCGUCAUCACGUUUCCCGGCGUGUGCAGGUCGAGAAAAUGCCGAUGCAGGAUUCAGAGUAGCAGCUUUACGCGAGACCUUUGAAGAAACCGGUCUAAUUUUCUCCGACGAACACGAAAGACGUGUCGAAGAAAUCCGUGAUUUGCAAUUCAAAGUCAAGAACGAUCCUGGUGAAUUCUCGAAUUUAUUACCGAAAGAGAGUAUGCCAACGUUACUGCGGUCGUUGCAUCAAUGGACAAAUUGGCUGACACCAUCGGACAUCAAGCGCCGAUUCGACACUAUGAUGUAUGUCAAAUUCAUGGAUGAUCCUCGUCCAGCUCCCUCGUUGGACGCAUCAGAAAUAACUUCGUGUGCCUGGCUGGGUCUUAAUGAAGCCUUGAGUCUAGGAAAAUCCAAGAAAAUUCUCCUUCCUCCGCCCCAGUUUUACGAAAUUUUAACGUUGAGGGAUAUAAUGAAUUCGUCUAAAACAUGGGAGGAAUUCCAGAAGAACGUGAUGCGACGAAGUGAACUGCUCCGUGAGGCAAGUAUCCGCUGGCUCGUGGUGCGAGUCAAAACAAAAGACGGCGAAAUCGGAUUGCUUCCUGGAGACGACAUGUAUCCAGAAUUCCCUGUUGAAGAGACCCGUGACGGCAUGGAAGAGUUGGCCAUAACUUGUGAUGAAGCUCGAGAAAAGUGUGUUAGGUUGCACAGACUUGAAGGAGUCGGAAUAAAAGAUUUUUGUUUGAUAAGAUUUUUGAAGAUGAAAGGAAAGCGUUGGUUCGGAACUGCGCGGCUCAACUCGCUGUUGUGUUUUGCGGGUGCAUUAGUUUCUAGCUACGGAUUAUACACAGAGUUGCGGAAAGAAGCGGAUCCCGAUUAUGCUCCAUUAUGUGAUUUACACGAGUAUAUCAGCUGCUCAAAAGCGUUUGACUCAAAAUUUGGCAAAGGCUUCGGCAUAGUCGGUCCAUUGUUGGGGGAAGACUCUUCUUUAAAUCAAUACAACUCCUUGUACGGCAUCAUUUCGUACAGCCUGCUCUUCGUUAUUGGCAAGUUAUUUCUGGAAAAUUUGAGGUAG